Molecule: messenger RNA, 3433 nt
Organism: Zophobas morio
Lineage: Eukaryota; Metazoa; Arthropoda; Insecta; Coleoptera; Tenebrionidae
Product: bromodomain testis-specific protein-like
Exons: 10
Coding region: 109-3261 (1050 amino acids)
Biological process (GO): regulation of DNA-templated transcription; chromatin remodeling
Cellular component (GO): chromatin; nucleus
Source: RefSeq, a predicted model, not a curated record
CACCCGCUCCUGUCCUCCUUCGUUUUCCCUUUUUUUGGCGUGGAUCGGCUCCUUUGCUAGUGCUUACACCUCUUGCUUUGCAGCUGAGCUAUUAAUACUAUUUUCCAUAUGCUUUUUGUGGUGAUGUCAACUGAUUUUGACAGGCACUGCGAAGUUGUAAAAUCUCAUAGAAAUGGGGGUACUCCCAACUGUUCUCUCGGUUUAACGGAACCACUUGCGGGAUAUGACUCAAAUAAGAUUUCGGCUGUCCCCAUUUUGAACAAAACAAGUGCCCUGGCCCUCCAGCCCAUUAAUGUACUCGCUCUUUCUGAAGUUGCCAGCAGCGUAGCUCGUGAUGAUUCGGCUUCACUGGAGAGCGAAGGCUUAGAGUUACCGCCUUCAGCGAAAGAGGUUAACAUGGUUCGAAGUCCCGUUAAUAAAAUUCCCGGUACAGUUAACGGUAAAACGAGAGAACUUUCCACCCUUGGCAAUAUUAAAGAAAAUUGUGAGGAGGAGAUUUCUAAGAGCGUUGGAAAUGCUCGCUCGGACAGUGAUUUGGAAGAAAGUGCUAAUAAACUUAAUGGAGUUGCCGAAAUUGAAAUUUCUCGCGAUUUGUACCCUAACAUCGGUGAUUCUGGGCUAUGUGCUACCUCUAUGACUGGCACUAAGCAGCUUACCUUUCAUCGGACUAAUCAACUUGAUUUCUGUGAAAAAGGAAUACUGAAGAUUGUGUGGAAACACAAGGACGCUUGGCCUUUUUACAAACCCGUGGAUCCUGUGGCGUUGAAUAUACCCGACUAUUUCGAUAUAAUUACUCAGCCCAUGGAUUUUGGAACAAUCAGAAAAAAGCUGAAAGACAACGCAUAUGAAACAGCAGAGCAUUGUUUAGAGGACUUUCGGCUUACCUUCGAAAAUUGCAAGCGUUACAAUCCUCCCAGUAGCGAUAUUGUGAGGAUGUGCGAGAACGUUGAGUCACUUUUUUUACAACGCGCUUCCAUGCUCCCGAAAGAAGUUUUUGUUCUGCAUUCUACAACUGCUCCUGUUCGCCCUAUAAAAAGGAAGAGUAUCGUUAAAAACCGAAAGCUUUUAAAUGGAGGGCCCGCGAGCCACACCACUGAUGACCAGAGUGUUACUGCAUCCUCUGAUCAUGCUACCGCUUGCUUAACCUCCCCGCCUCCUACUGGUUUUCCACAGCGAGAGCCCCUUAAGCGGGAGCGUUAUAAGAAAACUCCCGUUAGAUCUAAGAAUGAUAUUAAGUAUCUUGGCAUCAACGACUCCAUAUGGACACCCGACCAACCGUUGUUUGAGAGGCCUAACACCCGAAAGAGAAGCGUUGGUUUAAGCGAGCAUCGACUGUCGGUCACUGAAAAUUUAAAGAAGGUGGUUGAGGGUAAGGCCGACCCAUGUAAGCAUUUGGCGGCGUUGCCCAAGUUAAAUAUUAGUAAAGGCAAACUUUCUACUCGACUUCAGUUUUGCAAGAAGUUGUUACAGAAACUUUUUUCGAGAAAAUACCGGGACUUUGCAUGGCCUUUCUAUACUGCCGUUGACGCGGAAAGUUUGCAACUACCCGAUUAUCACACUGUGAUUAAGAAGCCCAUGGACCUCUCUCUCAUCAAAUCUAAGUUGGAGAACAAGCAGUACUCCACACCUCGUGAGUUUGAGAGCGACAUGAACCUCGUCUUUCGAAAUUGUCGCCGUUAUAAUCCGCCGGACUCUGAAAUUUACCAAAUGUGCCGAAAGUUACAGGAUGUUUUUGAGGAGGGCUACGCGCUUCUACCUGAUGAGAGUGACGUGGAGAGCGGUACUUCCCUGGACUCCCAUUCUAAGCCCGACGGGAAGUCCAGCGGAAAACUAAAUGGCCAUAGCUCAUCUAUAAAUAACACUCAGAAUAUUGAUAUUAUUGGCCAGAGAGAUGUAGCUGAAAAACUUGAGAAACUUCAAGAGGUUGUACUAUCCCUCCAGAAGCAAGUUACAGGGGCUACCAUUGCAAGUCCUGAAGGCGUAAAGAAGCGUCUUUUUACUAAAACAAGGAGGUCCAUGGGCAAGUCAUUCUCUGGUGGAAGGUGGAGCGGCAAAACUUCUGGACAGAGGCCUGAUCCCGUUAAGCAUAAACAAGUGUCUCAGUUCAAGAAAAAAGAAUCUGUAAAACCUUCUAAAAAGAGGCUGAAGAACUCUCCUCUUGAUGAGGUUAUUAAUAAAAAGCAUAAAAAAGAAGCCACGUUACCCAUGACUCUUAGCGAGCAGCGUGAGUUGGGCAAUAAUAUACGUUCUCUAACAAGAGAAGAGAUUAAACCCCUUUUAAAGAUAAUAAGAGAUCAGAUCCCUCGUCUUACUGGCGGCGAAGAAAGUAAGCGAGAGGAAGUCCAAAUUGAUAUUGCAUCUUUGGACGCAGCCACUCUUCGCCGUCUGGACGGAUAUGUGAAAUCCGUAAUUGCCAGCAAGUCUAAAUCGCAGCUCGGUUCUGUUUACUCGAAAGCUGAAGCUCAACGUCUGCGUAGAGGAGACAGUAGUGAUAGCAGCGGCCUUUCUACAAGCGACAGCGGAUUAUCCGAUUCCUCAACUUCAGAUAUCUUCUCUGACUCGGAUGAUGACUUCACGACAAAAAGCAAUGAAGACUUAGUAGAGCAAAAAAAGGAGCCUGAGGAGCCCUUUAUGUCCGGUUUAGCAAAUGGGGUUGGUGCCAAAACUAAACUAGUUUCUGGUGAGCAGCCCGCAAAACUCAUUAACAAACUCUCCGAGACCCCCCUGUUGUCUCCGUGUACCGUCCUGUCUCCCACUAACAAAGGUGAACUAGCUGGUUUUCAAUUACCGGCCCCCACCACAGACCUCUCCAAGAAGGUGGUUAAACUUAGUAAUGCAAGCGCGUGGGGAAGUCUUGCCAACGUGGACGUUUCGGGGAGACCUUCCUGUAACUCUAACGGCAGGUCGGAGGGCCCUAGACCUGUUAUGGAUGAUCUAUUUGCAGAAUACAAGAGCAAAGCCAUUGAAAGCUUCCAAAAAGCGGAAGAUAUAAAAAGGCGUGAGCGGUUAGAGGUUGAGGAGCGUUUAAAAGCGCAAGUACAGCAAAAACUUGAAGAAGAGAAAAGAGAAAAGCACAUUAAACUAGAAAAGUUACGGGAAGAAGAGGAGCUCCGUAUCAAAACUGAGAAAGAGAGAUCCGAGCGUGAAGCUGCUAAGCAGCGUCGAAGAGAGGAAGAGCGCAAGCGUCGUCAGGAUGAACUUUCAACCCUUGAACAAGACGAUCUUCAUAAAGCAUUUGAUUUGGAGACGGCUUUUGAUUGAGUAAUCCUGUAGCUGUAUAGGCGACACAGUUUAGUAGUAGCGCCCCCCAUUGUAUGGAAUGGCUGCCUUACUGUUGUUUGCGCCGUUGAAGGAGCUGUAGUUACUUCUGCUUGUGUAUAAAUUAAGUAGUUUUUCAUAUAGUUAGAGAAUAAACUUGUACAUAUGUUUGGAA